Molecule: messenger RNA, 1173 nt
Organism: Rhipicephalus sanguineus (brown dog tick)
Lineage: Eukaryota; Metazoa; Arthropoda; Arachnida; Ixodida; Ixodidae
Exons: 1
Coding region: 118-1140 (340 amino acids)
Source: RefSeq, a predicted model, not a curated record
CUGUGGAAGAUAGAAUUCGCCAGCCGAGGGGGCCUGACUGGAGAAAGCUGCACUGACAGAAGUGCCAAGUGGAACCAGGGCACAAAAAGAAAUGUUACGCCAGCACAAAUAGGUGUUAUGGAUUUUACUCUGCGAAAGGAAUUCAGAGACCUGUCUGAGCAUGAAGGGCAGAAGGUUAAUGCAAAACGCUAUGAGACUCAUGAGCAGUAUGUGAGAGAGAUGCAGCAGUCCGUUAUAGCACCCCUUCUCGACAUAAAGGGAAGUCUACUGCACCAGACUGUAACUGCAAAAAUGUCACCUAGUGUGCAUGCUAAAACUAAGCUUAGAGGAAAUGUAGCCAAGCUCAUUCACGGUCCACAUGACGACGACGACCUGUUGGCAUGUGAUGUGUGCGCAGAAUUUUACGGCAAAUGGGUAAGAAUUAAAGAACCUGUGAGGUUAAAUCUUAUGCUGCUUACAUGCCAACAGACCGGAAGGCUUUGGAAAGCGAGCCGUAAGCUGCGCCUCACAGCUUCAAAUGUGUCAAAAGUGCCACGAAAAAAAGAAACUCCGCCAGAAAAUUUCGUGAAAUCAUGCCUCUUCAGUCAGUUUAGGGGAAACAAUGCAACGAGUCAUGGCCAAAGGUUCGAGCCUGUUGCCAGGCAGAUGUUUGAGCGUCCUACUGGUAUUCAUGUUGAACGUUGUGGCACAGUAGUUAGCGCCACCCACCCGUUUCUAGAAACGUCAGCGAGCCCAGAUGGCUUAGUUGGUACAGAUGGCAUCUUAGAAAUCAAGUGCCCACUUGUAGAUGACUGCCUGCAGCUUCUUGAAUCCAACAAGUAUGAUGUCAAAAACGUUUCAAACGGAUCAUACUACCUUGAUAAAAAAGGAAAAAAUGGCUACUAUUACCAAGUCCAGUUCAUAAUCUUCUGCACAGAGCGCACGCACUGUUAUUUCUUUGUCUGGUCAGCUAUGAACUUUAUUACAGUUGAAGUGCCUUUUGACGCAGAUUUUGUAUGCCUUCACAUUUCAAGGCUGUCAGAAUUUUACUUCAGGCACUACUUGCCAAGGCUUGUUGAUGCAGUUCACAAGAACACCUUAGACAUAUCUGAAUAUAAGGAUUUUGUACUAGCAAAAGACGCUGCAGUGUGCACUGUGUAAAAUUGAAUUUUUAUUUUUGCAAUGGAUUUUCAA